AUGAUUCUUCCAGCUACUCGUAUUUUGAAGCAAAAACCCAGUAUUUGGGUGGAAAUUAAUCAUGCGGUGGCUAAAUACAAACCAGUCAAUUUAGGUCAGGGUUUUCCGGACAUUCUUCCAAAACAACAUGUUCUUGAAAGUUUAACCAUGCUUGGAAAACCCGAUGUUAGCCCAUUUCUUCAUCAAUACACCAGAUCUAUGGGUCAUCCGCGUUUAGUGACUGUGUUAUCUAAACUGUAUACAAGUUUUUUAAGAUGCGAUCGUAAACUGUACGGUGAAUCUGGGAGUCUUCAAGUAGACUCAUUUGGACCAGACAGAGAAAUUGAUCCUUUAAAAGAAGUUAUUAUUACUGUUGGUGCUUACGGUUCACUGUUUACGGCUAUUUCAGCACUAGUUAAUCCUGAUGAUGAAGUGAUAAUUAUGGAUCCAAGUUUUGAUUGUUAUACUCCAAUGACAAUAAUGGCUGGUGGUGUACCGAUUUAUGUACCACUUCGACCGCAAUUAGACGACGGUGAAGAAUUAAUCAGUGAUUGUUGGAAAUUAGAUAUCAAAGAAUUGGAAUCGAAAAUUACAUCAAAAACCAAAGUGUUGCUAUUAAACACACCACAUAAUCCUUUGGGUAAAGUAUUUAAUAGAGAAGAAUUGGAAAGUAUCGCUGAUGUAUGUAUUCGUCAUAAUUUGGUGUGUAUUUCAGAUGAAGUUUAUGAAUGGUUAGUAUUUCCGCCUAAUCAUCAUAUUAAAAUCGCCUCUUUGCCUGGUAUGUGGUCACGUACCCUGACUAUUGGAAGUGCUGGCAAAACAUUCAGUGUAACCGGUUGGAAACUAGGUUGGACAAUUGGACCAGCUAAUUUAAUACAGGCUAUGCAAUUGCAUCAACAAAAUACAGUGUAUACAUGUCCAACUCCUUUACAAGAAGCUGUUGCACGAAGUUUAGAGAUUGAAUUACCGUUAUUGAAUACACAUGAAUCGUAUUUUAAUGAGAUGUGUGCAUUGAUUGAACCGAAAGGUCGAAAUAUGGUUAAGAAAUUGAAUGAAAUAGGAAUGAUAGCAGUAAAACCCACUGGAGGAUAUUUCCUCGUGGCAGAUAUCUCCAAAUUGUAUGUCCCAUCGAAUGAAUUGGAUAAAAAUGAAUCAUUAUCGUAUGAUGUCAAAUUUAAUAAUUGGAUGAUGCAAAAUAAAGGUGUUUCUGCUAUUCCAAUGAGUGUGUUUUAUUCAACAUCUAAUCAACAUCUUGGUUCAAAAUAUUUACGAUUCUGUUUUUUCAAAGAGGAUUCAACAUUGAAUUCGGCAUAUGAAAUUUUGAAGAAAUGGUAA
Messenger RNA from Schistosoma spindalis, 1314 nucleotides. Lineage: Eukaryota; Metazoa; Platyhelminthes; Trematoda; Strigeidida; Schistosomatidae. The record is from the annotation of a GenBank genome assembly.